This is a messenger RNA of Symphalangus syndactylus (siamang), 10163 nucleotides long. RefSeq names its product TRIO and F-actin binding protein (gene TRIOBP). NCBI's taxonomy places the organism in Eukaryota, Metazoa, Chordata, Mammalia, Primates, Hylobatidae. The record is from RefSeq and is a predicted model, not a curated record. Gene Ontology annotation, cellular component: actin cytoskeleton. Gene Ontology annotation, molecular function: actin filament binding. Gene Ontology annotation, biological process: positive regulation of substrate adhesion-dependent cell spreading.
GGAGUGCAAUGGCGCUAUCCCGGCUCACUGCAACCUCCGCCUCCCCGGUAAGAAAACUGUCAUGACAGAGAGGUUAAGACUGUAGUCCAAGGUCUGUGCUAAAGCCAGCCCAGCGGACUGUCGCCAGAAUGAACCAACGGGAAAGAGGUCAGAAGGAGCCAGAUCCGCCAGGGCCAGCCCUCUCUAGGGCUCCUUGGGGACCCCCAGCGGAUGAGGACUGCAGGCGGCCCAGGCUAAACGUGCAGCGAGUCUCGCUCUCAGAGGUCUGAUGAUGGAGGAGCCUUGGGCCUGGCUGUCCCAGGGGAGGAGGUGAAAUUCCUCAGCUCUCCACCAAGAUUGGCAACAAAAGCCUGAUCCCCUGGAACACAGCAGGCCUCACCUAGAGGGUCAGCCAUUGGAUCAUAGGAACUGCCCUAGCCUGACUCACCCAAUAUGGAGGAGGUGCCUGGGGAUGACCCGUGUGAACACUUUGAGGCCAACAUGCUUACCCAGAACCACCAUCAAAACUGCUUCCACCCUGAGGAGGCCCACGGAGCAAGAUACCAGGAGCUCAGGAGCCCUUCAGGUGCUGAGGUGCCCUACUGUGACCUGCCUCGAUGCCCACCUGCCCCUGAGGACCCACUCAGCGCCUCAACCUCCGGCUGCCAGUCUGUGGUGGACCCGGGCCUCAGGCCAGGGCCCAAGAGGGGCCCAUCCCCCUCAGCAGGGCUCCCGGAAGAGGGUCCCACAGCUGCCCCCAGGAGCGGGAGCCGGGAGCUUGAGGCAGUGCCUUAUCUGGAGGGCCUGACCACUUCCCUGUGUGGCAGCUGCAACGAAGACCCCGGCUCUGACCCCACCUCCAGCCCUGACUCUGCCACCCCUGAUGAUACCAGCAACUCGUCCUCUGUGGACUGGGACACUGUUGAGAGGCAGGAGGAGGCCCCCAGCUGGGACGAGCUCGCAGUGAUGAUCCCGAGGAGGCCUCGGGAGGCGCCGAGAGCUGACAGCUCCCAAAGGGCUCCGUCUCUCCUCACCAGGUCCCCUGUGGGAGGAGACACUGCAGGCCAGAAAAAGGAGGACACCGGCGGUGGGGGCCAGAGCGCAGGACAGCGCUGGGCAAGGCUCCGGGGAGAAAGUGGGUUCUCCCUGGAGCGGCGUCGGUCGACACUGACCCAGGCUUCCUCCAUGACACCACACAGCGGACCUCGAAGCACCACGUUUCAGGCUUCCCCUGCCCAAAGGGACACUGCUCAGGCUGCCUCUACAUGUGAAACCCCCAGAGCCUCCUCUCCCCACCGAAUCACCCAAAGGGACACCUCCAGGGCCUCAUCCACCCAACAGGACACCCCCAGGGCCUCAUCUACACAGUGGAACACCCCCAGAGCUUCCUCUCCCUCACGAAGCACCCAACAGGAUAACCCCAGAACCUCUUCUACUCAGCAGGACAACCUCCAAACUUCUUUUCCUACUUGUACUCCCCAGCGGGAAAACCCCAGGAUACCCUGUGUCCAGCAGGAUGAUCCCAAAGCCUCCUCUCCCAACAGAACCACUCAACGAGAGAAUUCCAGAACAUCCUGUGCCCAGCGGGACAAUCCCGGGGCCUCCUCUCCCAUCAGAGCUACUCAACAGGACAACCCCAGAAUAUCCUGUGCCCAGCGGGACAAUCCCGGGGCCUCCUCUCCCAACAGAACCAUCCAAAGAGACAGCCCCAGAACAUCCUGUGCCCAGCGGGACAUUCCCAGAGCCUCCUCUCCCAACAGAACCAUCCAACAAGAGAACCCCAGAACAUCCUGUGCCCGACGAGACAAUCCCAGGGCCUCCUCUCCCAUCAGAGCUACUCAACAGGACAACCCCAGAAUAUCCUGUGCCCAGCGGGACAAUCCCGGGGCCUCCUCUCCCAACAGAACCAUCCAACGAGACAGCCCCAGAACAUCCUGUGCCCGACGGGACAAUCCUGGGGCCUCCUCUCCCAACAGAACCAUCCAGCGAGACAGCCCCAGAACAUCCUGUGCCCAGCGGGACAUUCCCAGAGCCUCCUCUCCCAACAGAACCAUCCAACAAGAGAACCCCAGAACAUCCUGUGCCCGACGAGACAAUCCCAGGGCCUCCUCUCCCAUCAGAGCUACUCAACAGGACAACCCCAGAAUAUCCUGUGCCCAGCGGGACAAUCCCGGGGCCUCCUCUCCCAACAGAACCAUCCAACGAGACAGCCCCAGAACAUCCUGUGCCCGACGGGACAAUCCCGGGGCCUCCUCUCCCAACAGAACCACUCAACGAGACAGCCCCAGAACAUCCUGUGCCCAGCGGGACAUUCCCAGAGCCUCCUCUCCCAACAGAACCAUCCAACAAGAGAACCCCAGAACAUCCUGUGCCCGACGAGACAAUCCCAGGGCCUCCUCUCCCAACAGAACCAUCCAGCGAGACAGCCCCAGAACAUCCUGUGCCCAGCGGGACAUUCCCAGAGCCUCCUCUCCCAUCAGAGCCACCCAACAGGACAACCCCAGAACUUGUAUUCAACAGAACAUCCCCAGAUCAUCUUCCACCCAACAAGACAACCCUAAAACCUCUUGUACCAAACGGGAUAACCUCAGACCCACUUGCACACAGCGGGACCGCACACAGUCCUUUUCCUUUCAACGAGACAACCCUGGAACCUCCUCAUCUCAAUGCUGCACCCAAAAGGAGAAUCUGAGACCAUCAUCUCCCCACCGCUCCACUCAAUGGAACAAUCCCAGGAAUUCAUCUCCCCAUCGUACUAACAAAGACAUCCCCUGGGCCUCGUUUCCCCUCCGGCCAACUCACAGUGAUGGUCCCCGAACCUCUUCCCCAUCUCGCUCCAAGCAAAGUGAGGUUCCCUGGGCAUCCAUCGCCCUCCGGCCAACCCAAGGUGACAGGCCUCAGACAUCCUCUCCCAGCAGGCCAGCCCAGCAUGACCCACCCCAGUCCUCCUUUGGCCCUACCCAGUACAACUUGCCAUCCCGGGCCACCUCUUCCUCCCAUAACCCAGGCCACCAGAGCACCUCCCGGACUUCCUCACCUGUGUACCCCGCUGCCUAUGGGGCUCCCCUGACCUCUCCUGAGCCCUCCCAGCCCCCAUGUGCUGUGUGCAUUGGGCACCGGGAUGCCCCUCGAGCCUCUUCGCCCCCUCGCUAUUUGCAGCACGACCCCUUCCCCUUCUUCCCAGAGCCCCGCGCCCCUGAGAGUGAAUUGCCCCACCACGAGCCUCCCUAUAUACCACCUGCUGUGUGCAUUGGACACCGAGAUGCCCCCCGGGCGUCCUCGCCCCCCCGCCACACCCAAUUUGACCCCUUUCCCUUCCUCCCAGACACCUCAGACGCCGAGCAUCAGUGUCAGUCCCCCCAACACGAACCCCUUCAGCUCCCUGCACCUGUGUGUAUUGGGUACCGAGAUGCACCCCGGGCCUCCUCCCCACCACGCCAGGUCCCAGAGCCUUCCCUCUUAUUCCAGGACCUCCCCAGGGCCAGCACAGAGAGCCUUGUCCCUUCCAUGGACUCAAUGCACGAGUGCCCCCACAUCCCCACCCCUGUGUGCAUUGGGCACCGGGAUGCACCCUCCUUCUCAUCCCCACCACGCCAGGCUCCUGAGCCAUCCCUCUUCUUCCAGGACCCCCCUGGAACUAGUAUGGAGAGCCUGGCCCCCUCCACUGACUCUCUGCAUGGCUCCCCAGUGCUGAUCCCCCAAGUGUGCAUCGGGCACCGGGAUGCACCCCGAGCCUCCUCCCCACCCCGCCACCCACCCAGUGACCUAGCGUUCCUAGCACCCUCACCUUCGCUGGGCAGCUCCGGGGGCUCCCGGGGCUCAGCGCCUCCCGGGGAGACCAGGCACAACUUGGAGCGGGAGGAGUACACUGUGCUGGCCGACCUGCCCCCACCCAGGAGGCUGGCCCAGAGAGAGCCAGGGCCCCAGGCGCAGUGCAGCAGCGGGGGCCGCACCCGCAGCCCUGGCCGCGCAGAGGUGGAGCGCCUCUUCGGGCAAGAGCGCAGGAAGUCCGAGGCAGCGGGGGCCUUCCAGGCCCAGGACGAGGGACGGUCACAGCAGCCCAGCCAAGGCCAGAGCCAACUUCUCCGAAGACAGUCCAGCCCUGCCCCCAGCAGGCAGGUGACCAAGCUCCCUGCCAAACAGGCAGAACUGACUCGGCGGAGCCAAGCAGAGCCCCCUCAUCCUCGGAGUCCUGAGAAGAGACCUGAGGGAGACCGGCGGCUCCAGGGGUCCCCGCCACCCCCCAGCACAUCAGCCAGGACCCCUGAGAGGGAGCUGUGGACACAGAGACCUCUGGAGAGUGGCCAAGCAGGCCCAAAACAGCCUCUGGGGGCGUGGCAGAGUCAGGAGGAACCGCCAGGGUCCCAGGGCCUUCAUAGACACCUGGAGAGGAGCCAGGAGGGAGGCCUGGGCCCUGGGGGCUGGUGGGGAUGUGGAGAGCCCAGCCUGGGGGCAGCCAAAGCCCCGGAGGGAACAUCGGGGGGCACUCCCAGGGAGUACAGGGAGAGCUGGGGGCAGCCAGAGGCCUGGGAGGAGAAGCCCACUCAUGAGCUCCCCAGAGAACUAGGGAAGAGAAGCCCACUCACGAGCCCCCCUGAGAACUGGGGAGGCCCCGCAGAGUCCUCACAAUCUUGGCACCCUGGGACACCCACUGCUGUGGGCUGGGGGGCAGAGGGAGCGUGUCCAUACCCGCAUGGCUCUGAGAGGCGACCCGAGCUUGACUGGAGGGAUCUGCUUGGCCUUCUCAGGGUACCAGGAGAGGGGGCCUGGGCCCGUCUCCCCAGCCUGGACUGGGAGGGCCUCUUGGAGCUCCUGCAGGCCAGGCUGCCCCGCAAGGACCCAGCUGGACACAGGGAUGACCCGGCCAGGGCUUUAGGGCCAGAGCUGGGUCCCCCAGGCACAAAGGAUGUCCCUGAGCAGGGGUUACACAGCCAGCCAGAAGGCUGGGCCGAGGCCACCCCAUUCAAUGGACACAGCCCUACACUGCAGUCCCAGAGCCCGGUCCAGCUGCCCAGACCUGCCUGCACCUCCACCCAGUGGCCAAAGAUCAAAGUGACAAGAGGACCAGCGACCGCAACUCUGGCAGGCCUGGAGCAGAUGGGCCCCCUGGGGAGCAGGAGCGCUGCGGAGGGCCCCAGCUUGCCAGAGCUGCAGUUCCAACCAGAGGAGCCUGAGGAGUCAGAACCAAGCAGAGGCCAAGACCCCCUGACUGACCAGAAGCAGGCAGACUCGGCAGACAAGAGGCCAGCAGAGGGCAAGGCUGGGAGCCCGCUCAAGGGCCGACUGGUGACCUCAUGGCGGAUGCCCGGGGACCGGCCCACGCUGUUCAAUCCGUUCCUGCUGUCUCUGGGGGUCCUCAGGUGGCGAAGGCCCGAUCUGCUCAACUUCAAGAAGGGAUGGAUGUCGAUCUUGGACGAGCCUGGAGAGCCUCCCUCCCCCUCGCUCACCACCACCUCUACUUCGCAGUGGAAGAAACAUUGGUUUGUGCUGACAGAUUCAAGUCUCAAAUAUUACAGAGACUCCACUGCUGAGGAGUGGGCCCUCUUGCUCCAGGCAGAUGAGCUGGAUGGUGAGAUCGACCUGCGUUCCUGCACAGAUGUCACUGAGUACGCGGUGCAGCGCAACUAUGGCUUCCAGAUCCAUACCAAGGAUGCUGUCUAUACCUUGUCGGCCAUGACCUCAGGCAUCCGGCGGAACUGGAUCGAGGCUCUGAGAAAGACCGUGCGUCCAACUUCAGCCCCAGAUGUCACCAAGCUCUCGGACUCUAAUAAGGAGAACGCGCUGCACAGCUACAGCACCCAGAAGGGCCCCCUGAAGGCAGGGGAGCAGCGGGCGGGCUCUGAGGUCAUCAGCCGGGGUGGCCCUCGGAAGGCGGACGGGCAGCGUCAGGCCUUGGACUACGUGGAGCUCUCCCCGCUGACCCAGGCUUCCCCGCAGCGGGCCCGCACCCCAGCCCGCACUCCUGACCGCCUGGCCAAGCAGGAGGAGCUGGAGCGGGACCUGGCCCAGCGCUCCGAGGAGCGGCGCAAGUGGUUUGAGGCCACAGACAGCAGGACCCCAGAGGUGCCUGCUGGUGAGGGGCCGCGCCGGGGCCUGGGUGCCCCCCUGACUGAAGACCAGCAAAACCGGCUCAGUGAGGAGAUCGAGAAGAAGUGGCAGGAGUUGGAGAAGCUGCCCCUGCGGGAGAAUAAGCGGGUGCCCCUCACUGCCCUGCUCAACCAAAGCCGAGGAGAGCGCCGAGGGCCCCCAAGUGAUGGCCACGAGGCACUGGAGAAGGAGGUUCAGGCUCUUCGGGCCCAGCUGGAGGCAUGGCGUCUCCAAGGGGAGGCUCCUCAGAGCGCACCGAGAUCCCAGGAGGAUGGCCACAUCCCCCCAGGCUAUAUCUCACAGGAGGCAUGUGAGCGCAGCCUGGCAGAGAUGGAGUCCUCACACCAGCAGGUGAUGGAGGAGCUGCAGCGGCACCACGAGCGGGAGCUGCAGCGGCUGCAGCAGGAGAAGGAGUGGCUCCUGGCCGAGGAGACAGCAGCCACGGCCUCAGCCAUUGAAGCCAUGAAGAAGGCCUACCAGGAAGAGCUGAGCCGAGAGCUGAGCAAAACACGGAGUCUCCAGCAGGGCCCAGAUGGCCUCCGGAAGCAGCACCAGUCAGAUGUGGAGGCACUGAAGCGGGAGCUGCAGGUGCUAUCGGAGCAGUACUCGCAGAAGUGCCUGGAGAUUGGGACGCUCACGAGGCAGGCCGAGGAGCGCGAGCACACGCUGCGCCGCUGCCAGCAGGAGGGCCAGGAGCUGCUGCGCCACAACCAGGAGCUGCAUGGCCGCCUGUCAGAGGAGAUAGACCAGCUGCGCGGCUUCAUUGCCUCACAGAGCAUGGGCAACGGCUGCAGGCGCAGCAAUGAGCGGAGUUCCUGCGAGCUGGAGGUGCUGCUUCGUGUAAAAGAAAACGAACUCCAGUACCUGAAGAAGGAGGUGCAGUGCCUCCGGGACGAGCUCCAGAUGAUGCAGAAGGACAAGCGCUUCACCUCGGGAAAGUACCAGGACGUCUAUGUGGAGCUGAGCCACAUCAAGACACGGUCCGAGCGGGAGAUCGAGCAGCUGAAGGAGCACCUGCGCCUUGCCAUGGCUGCCCUCCAGGAGAAGGAGUCGAUGCGCAACAGCCUGGCUGAGUAGAGGUCCCGCCCAGCUGCAGACCCUCCAGGCUGGAGGACCAGCCGCCAUCCUUCCCUCCUGGAUGGAAGUCAAAAGCCAAGCUUUCUCCCCACCCUCUGUGGGCCACACGUGCACUUGCACCCACCACACACACACACAGACACAGACACAUACACACACACGUGCACACGUACACACGGACACACACACACACACACUGCAUAUCUGAGCGCGCCCCUCUCACUGGGUCUUACCUUGCACCUUCUUCAGGAUUUUAUAUGUGAAGAGAUUUUUAUAUAGAUUUUUUUCGUUUUUUUCCAAAACACUUUAUACUUAAAAAAAAAAAAAAAAAGCAAUUCCUGGUGGCCGUGUGCCUCCAACCCUGGUCCCCCCUCUGUCUCCAGCCACCCUGUGCUUGGGCUUCUGGGCUGGUGGCCCUGGCCCAGGGGUCUGGCAGAGGCCCAGGCAGCGGCCAUGGUGGGGUGUCUCUGCAGGGGAGAGGCAGGAGCCUGCCACCCUCUUCCUACCCUACCUCCUACUAACACUUCCUGCCCCAUUUGGACCCGUACCAUGGGGCUCAGGACAGAGGGAGCUAGCAGCUGGCCUCCAUGGCCCCACAGCCUCCUUCGAGGCUGUGCUGGGUGCAGAACCGCCAGAGCCACCCAAAAGGUGUUUCUCUCCUGCUCCCUGAACCUCUUAACUUAAUAAAACGUUCCAGCAGCUCUGGUGUCCUAGAUGGCUGGCAGAACAGGAAUGGAGAUUGGGGUUUCUUGAAGUGGCUUCCCCACUCACACCCUACCCCACCCCACCCUUCCUAAAGCAGCGGCCUCUAGGCUUCUGAGGGUGGGGCUGAAAAUCCAAGGUCUCCCUUAGUACAGACUGACACCCCCAGUGUGGCUUGCAGGCCAGUGGCAGCAGAAGCAUGUGAGAAAUAGCAAGUCCAGCCCCACCCCGACCUACUGAACCAGCAUCUGCAUUUUAACAGGGUGCCCCAGUGAUUCACGUGACUUUCAAAGUCUGAGGAGCCCUGGAGUAGGGCCCAGGGCCCAGGCCUGAGAGAGAGGCCUGGAGCUAAGACUGGCCCUGACCAUGACCUUGGGCAAGUCACCCCCCUCACUGAGCCUCAGUUUGCUUCUCCAUCAAAUGGGUGUUUUUCUUUCAGUCCCAGUCCUCUCCUGAGGCUUUUCCCAGAGGUCAUGCCCAGCCCUGGGCAGGGGUGAGGGCAGGGUUGUGGCUGCCCCAGGCCCAGGUCCAGUGGGCUGGGAGUCCUCACCAUGGCUGGCUGUGCUGAUUAUGGUUGCAUGGGGCUGGGAAGAGGUCCCAUUUCUGAGCCACAGAAACAGGCCACAUCCGGUAGGGGUCCUGGAAGUCUGUGAGAACCCAGAGGAGACCCCGACCCAGCCUGCAGGUAGAAGACUGCCUUUGGAGGCAGCUUUGAAAGAUGACUCUUCCGCCGGGUGCGGUGGCUCAAGCCUGUAAUCCCAGCACUUUGGGAGGCCGAGGCGGGCGGAUCACGAGGUCAGGAGAUCGAGACCAUCCUGGCUAACACGGUGAAACCCUGUCUCUACUAAAAAUACAAAAAAUUAGCCGGGCGUGUUGGCGGGCGCCUGUAGUCCCAGCUCCUCGGGAGGCUGAGGCAGGAGAAUGGCCUGAACCCGGGAGGCGGAGCUUGCAGUGAGCCGAGAUCGCGCCACUGCACUCCAGCCUGGGUGACACAGCAAGACUCCGUCUCAAAAAAAAAAAAAAAAGAAAGAUGACUCUUCCAGAUGGAAGAAUCAGGAAGGGCCUUCCACGCGGAGGCACCAGCAGGAGCAAACGUCCCUGGUGUGUUCAGGCAAAGAGCCACAGGAGAGUGAGCUCGUGGAGUGGGGAGAGAUUGUUUCCCAUUCCCUUGCCAGGGAUUGGUUGAGGAAUGGACAAGGGAUGCAGUUCCAGCCAGUGAAAUGCGAGGGGAAGUCUUGGGAAUGGGGUGGAGGAAGUUAUCUGGGAAGGGUGUCCUUGGUCUUAAAAAGAGGCACAAGAGGCCGGGCGCGGUGGCUCAUGCCUUUAUCCUAGCACUUUGGGAGGCCAAGGCAGGGGGAUCACCUGAAGUCAGGAGUUCGAGACCAGCCUGGCCAACAUGGUGAAACCCCGUCUCUACUAAAAAUACAAAAAAUUAGCCAGACGUGGUGCUAAGCACCUGUAAUCCCAGCUACUCAGGAGGCUGAGGCAGGAGAAUCACUUGAACCCAGGAGGCAGAAGUUGCAGUGAGCCAAGAUCGUGCCACUGCACUCCAGCCUGUGUGACAAAAGCGAAACUCCAUCUCAAAAAAAAAAGGGGGAGGGUGGCGCAAGGAGAGGACACCUCUCUCCUGGCCCUGUCGCCAUCUUCCCUCAUCAAUAACUAAAAAUGGCAGAGAAGAAAGAGCCAGGACCCCGUGCCAUCAAAUCCUCCGGCCUUGACGCUGCCCUGUCUCAGCACUGCUUGCCUUAGGAGAUCAGGAGUGUUCCUAGCUACUGGGAGAUGGGAUGCCUGCCACUGGCAGCACUGCCGUCCAUCCUCACCAUCCCACCAUCCCCCCAGGACAGCUCUCCAUCCCAUCCUCUGCCUCCCUUCUAGCCUUAGCCUAACUCAGGGCUCCCCCGUCUCACACCUGGGUUGCAGGAACAUCCCCUUUACCAACCCCCCUCCCAUCCCUCCUCAGGGCUGCCUAGGGGAUCUGCAAAAACCAGGCCAACCUCUGAAAGGUGCUCCACAUCUCAUGAAAAACUGUGAAAUCGCACUGCCCCACUAUUAGAGUAGCUCAGAGGAGAAGGUCUGCCAGUACCAAGUGCUGGUGGGGAUACGGAGAACGGCAGCUCCCAGGCGCUGCUGGUGCAAAUGUGCUUUGUUGCAACCACAGCAGGAAACUGACCGGCUUCUCAAGUUAAAUACGCAUCUACCCUAUGGCCUAGCAUUUCCACUCCUGCUUACACAUCCAGGAGAAAUGAGUGCUUACAUGCACAAAAGGAUGAGUACCAUAAUACUCAUAUCAGCAAAUAAACAAUAUAGCUGUGUGUCAG